Molecule: messenger RNA, 2224 nt
Organism: Uranotaenia lowii
Lineage: Eukaryota; Metazoa; Arthropoda; Insecta; Diptera; Culicidae
Product: hexamerin-1.1-like
Exons: 3
Coding region: 64-2139 (691 amino acids)
Source: RefSeq, a predicted model, not a curated record
AGCAGUGCUUUCACCUGAGAGAAUUAACUACAGUGCAGCUUCCAAGCAGUACAGUUCAGCAGGAUGAAGUGGAUCGUAGCAGCGAUUGCGGUUUCCCUGGCCGUUGUGGUCAGUGGAGCCUAUACGCCAGAUUAUGAGACUGAUGUGGCUUACGCCGACAAGGAUUUCCUCUUGAAGCAAAAAUUCUUCUUCGAAAUCCUGAGGAAUAUUCAUCUUCCACUGCAGUAUGAGGAAUACAUGCCGUACACGAAAAUGUAUGUCGAUGAUAAGACCAAAUACGUGAAUUUCGACCAAGUUUUCGAGUUCUUCGAAUUCUUCAAACUUGGAUAUUUGGAGAAAGGAGAGAUCUUUACCAUCUACAACAAGUUCUACCUGAAGCAGACUUAUCUUCUGUUCACUUUCCUGUACAACUCAUUGGACUGGGAUACCUACUACAAGAACGUGAUCUGGGCCCGUGAGCAUGUCAACGAAGGAAUGUUCAUCUACGCCGUAACUCUGUCCGUCAUGCACCGAACUGACCUGAAGGGAAUCGUUCUGCCGGCCAUCUAUGAAAUCUAUCCUUACUAUUUCUUCAACACCGAUGUCAUUCGUUCGGCUUCGUUCCGCAAAAUGUAUGAUCCCAAGUUUGGAUUCUACGGCAACGGAAAAUACAACGUAGUGUAUUCCAACUAUACCCUGACCUAUCCAGCUCAAGCUAAAUUGUUCUACGAUAAUCAAUACGACUACAUGAGCUACUACUAUGAGGAUAUCGGUCUUAACUCUUACUACUACUACUUCAUGAUGGAUUAUCCAUUCUUCCUGGGUGGUGACAUGUUUGGACUGUUCAAGGAUCGUCGCGGUGAGCUGUACUUCUAUUUCCACCAGCAAUUGUUGGCCCGUUACAAUCUGGAACGAUUCUCUUAUCAUAUGAAGCCAAUUAUGGGUCUUAACUGGCAGUUCCCACUCAAGAUGGGAUACUUCUCGCUCCUCAGCUACUGGAACGGAGUUCCAUUCAAGAGCCGUGAUUACAACUAUGUGAUUGGUGACUACGAUUACUAUAAGCUUGACUGGAUCAAGGACUGGGAAAUGAGAAUUCGUAAGAUCAUUGACGAAGGUUACUUCUUCUUGGAUGAUGGAACCAAGAUUGAUCUGCGCAAAUGGGAAAACAUCGACUACCUUGGAAACAUUAUCAUCGGAAAUGCUGAUUCAAUGAAGUACGGAUAUUUCGGUUUCCUGGAGACAUUCACCCGAAUGCUGUUGUCUGGUAAUGAUUUCGUUACCAUGAAGACCUGGCCAUCAGUUUUGAUGAACUUCGAGACUACUCUGCGUGACCCAAUGUUCUACAGCAUGUGGGAACGAUUCAUGGACUUCUACUAUCUGUUCAAGAGCUACCUGCCAUACUACACCUUCGAUGAGCUGAACUUCAAGGGUGUUGUCAUUAAGAACGUAGUUGUUGACAAGCUGAUGACCUAUUUCGACUUCUUCGAUGCCGAUAUCUCAAAUGUUGUUCCGAUGAUGGAUGUUAAGAAAUAUUUCGAUUUCACCGUUUUCGGCCGCACCAAGCGUCUGAACCACAAGCCUUUCACCUACACCUUGGAUGUUAUGUCCGAGUACACUGGAAAGGGUGUGAUCCGCGCGUUCAUUGGACCAAAGUUCGACCGCUUCAUGGAUCUUGACUACUACAAGAAAUAUUUCGUUGAAGUUGACCAGUACUUCGUUGAUUUGGUGGUUGGCAAGAAUACCUUCGUGCGCAACUCUCGCGACUUCUUCUGGAGUGUGAAGGAUCGCACAACUUACACGGAACUGUACAAGAAGAUCAUGACCUCGUUCAACGGCCAGGAUAAGUUCGUUCUUGAUAUGUCGGAAGCUCACUGCGGAUUCCCAGAUCGUCUAGUGUUGCCUAAGGGUUGGUACAGCGGAAUGCCUUAUCAAUUCUACUUCAUCAUUACACCAUUCACGAACAAGAGCGUUGGCGAUUCAUUCUUUGAUAAGAAAAUGUCUUGCGGAAUAGGAACGGGUAUGCGCUAUCUGGAUACUCUUCCAAUGGGCUUCCCCUUCGACCGUGAGAUUAACUUCACCUACUGGUACACCAAGAACAUGUUCUUCAAGGACGUCGUUAUCUACCACAUGGAUGACAUGAAAAUGAACCAAAGCUUUUAGAAGUGAUACGUGGCACGUAACAAUGUGGAAAAUGAUUGUGUAAAUAAAUAGCAAUUUUCAAAUGGAGCAAUGACUUCUGAAGAAA